UGAAUGUAAUAACAAAUUGUUAUUGUAUUGUAUUUUCAAAGAUAAACAUUAGUUUUGUGGCCAUAAAGUGAUCACCGAAUUGGUUCCCGACACCGGCCUAUGUCUGGCCCAACACUGACCACAACACACGUGUGAUAAUCGGUGCCACCAAUUGACACAUCCAUCCACUCGUGUCAUGACAUCAACCAAUUUAGUGAUCAAACAAUUGCAGGAGAAGUCACAGAAACGCCGCAAACUCUUAGCCCAACAGUUAGGCGUCGGAGAUGUGGACUCAUUGGCCACUGUCUUGGGCUAUGAAAAGGAGAGAUCAGCCACUGUUGGCGCUCAUCACAGCGGAGGCGCCGCCACCGCCGCCGCCGGCGGCUCAUCCACUGACCAACACGUGACCAAUCGGGCCAACGAUGACGUGAACGGUUCCGGUGGCGGUUCUUCAGCCACUGGUGGCGCCGAUUGCGCCGAAGAUCGGUCUGACAAAAGUGGCGCCAAAGACACGGCCGACGAUUGCGAUUCGUCUAAACGGCCGAAAACGGACGCAAACGACGAGCCGAUCGAUGGCACGGAACCGAUGGCCACUUACACCGAUUCGAGCACUUUUUUAAAGGGCACUCAAUCGGCGAAUCCGCACAACGACUACUGCCAGCACUUCGUAGACAUCGGUCAACGGCCGCAGAACUUCAUCCGCGACGUCGGCCUCACCGACCGUUUCGAGGAAUACCCGAAACUCAAAGAACUGAUUCGACUGAAGGACGAGCUGAUCGCCCAAACGGCCACUCCUCCCAUGUAUCUCAAGUGUGACUUAAGACAAUUCGACUUAAAGGACAUUCGGUGUAAGUUUGACGUGAUUCUCAUCGAACCCCCUCUGGAAGAGUAUCAGCGGUCACACGGCGUGACGAACAUGAAGUUCGCCAACUGGUCCGAAGUGAUGUCUUUGCCCAUCGAAGACGUGGCCGCCCAGCGGUCGUUCGUGUUCUUGUGGUGCGGUUCCAGCGAUGGCCUCGAUCUCGGCCGCCAGUGUCUGCGGAAGUGGGGCUUCAGGCGAUGCGAAGACAUUUGUUGGAUUAAGACCAAUAUCAACACUCCGGGACACUCCAAGAACUUGGAACAGAACGCGCUCUUUCAGCGCACGAAAGAGCACUGUUUGAUGGGUAUUAAGGGAACCGUUCGCCGGAGUACUGACGGCGACUUCAUUCACGCCAAUGUCGACAUCGAUCUGAUUAUCAGCGAAGAGUUCGAAUACGGAUCCAUUCAAAAGCCCGAAGAGAUAUUCCACAUCAUAGAGCACUUCUGUUUGGGUCGCCGACGGCUGCAUGUAUUCGGCCGCGACUCCACUAUAAGGCCCGGUUGGCUGACCGUCGGUCCCGGCCUUACGAACAGUAACUUCAAUAGCGAAACGUAUUGCAGUUAUUUCAACGCCAAUCCCAACGACUUUCUCACCGGUUGUACGGAUCGGAUCGAGUCCUUGCGGCCGAAGUCACCGCCGCCUAAGACUAAAGGCCAGAAUAAUCAGCGCUCUGGCGGUCGCGGCGGAGGCGCUGGUGGCAGAGGUGGCGCCCGACGCGGCGGUCAGAGAUGAGACAAUUGUUGCUUUAGUUUACAAUCAAAUUCAUUGAUAAUUAUUGUUUUGUUGUGUUUUUUGUAUUGUUUUCUCCCAUUCAUUGAAUUCACAAUUAAUUUAAAGAUUUAUUUUUAUGUAAUUUUUUGAAAUGAAUGGACACUAGAAUUGAGUUAAUCAUAAAGAUUUUUCUAGAAUUUCUC
Molecule: messenger RNA, 1755 nt
Organism: Medioppia subpectinata
Lineage: Eukaryota; Metazoa; Arthropoda; Arachnida; Sarcoptiformes; Oppiidae
Source: the annotation of a GenBank genome assembly